AUGUCGGGUUCUAAAAAAAAGAGUGUGGGUUCUAGUUCUUUAGCUGAUGAGAUGAAGAAUUCUUUGAAGUUUGAGGAAAGGAGUAAUUCGGGAGAAUCUGCAUCGGUGUCUGGUCAUAAUGUGAGUAGUUAUGCUGCUGCUGCUGCUUUGCCGGUGGAGUUUACUCCGGCAGUGUUGAAUGAGAAAGGGAAUGAGUAUUACGAAAAGAAUGAUUAUAAUGAAGCGUUGAAUUUUUAUGAAAAAGCUAUAGCAAUUUGUCCGGGCGAUGGUGGAUUACAUUAUAAUAGGGCUGGUGCAUUGAUUCGUCUCAAACGAUUUACGGAAGCAAUAAGGGAAUUUGAAGAAGCCAUUAGAUUGGAUCCAACACUUGUUCAACCACGCCAGUGUUUGGGACUUUUGUUACUUGGUUUAGGACAGGCUGAAAAUGCAAGGGAGCACUUAUUUUCCAUGGGUCAGAAACCAGAUCAAGCCACGUUGCAGAAGUUGCAGGCAGUGGCGGAACAUAUAGACAAAUGCACUGAAGCCCGGAGACUUGAAGAUUGGACGACUAUGUUAAAAGAAGCUAAGGCAGCAACUACUUCUGGAGCUGAUUCAUCUCCUCAG
This is a messenger RNA of Solanum stenotomum, 603 nucleotides long. RefSeq names its product inactive TPR repeat-containing thioredoxin TTL3-like. Gene Ontology annotation, cellular component: cytoplasm. NCBI's taxonomy places the organism in Eukaryota, Viridiplantae, Streptophyta, Magnoliopsida, Solanales, Solanaceae. The transcript has 2 exons. The record is from RefSeq and is a predicted model, not a curated record. The annotation marks the transcript as partial. Gene Ontology annotation, molecular function: protein binding.